GAUACCUGACUACACCAAAAAAUCCAUCAAUACCCAGAUAGCCCUUAUGACAGCUCGAAUUACAGCAAAAAAGAUUGAACAAGCACUAAAAGAACGCCUGGAUGCAGUUGAAGCGAUUAUUCAAGAUGUUUCAAGUGGCUGUGGAACCUCCUUUAGAUGCAAGAUUGUUUCAGAGCGAUUUAACAAUUUGAAUAUGCUUUCUCGCCAUCGUCUAGUAAAUAAUGCUUUAAAGGAAGAAAUAAAUAGCCUUCAUUCCUUCUCCCAAGAAGAUUAUACGCCAGAAGAAUGGAAUAAACUGCAAGAAAAUAAUGUAUCAAAAUAAAAAUCAUAAGAAAUCCAUUCGUAUUUAAUAACAUAAGUGAAAAAUG
Molecule: messenger RNA, 368 nt
Organism: Pneumocystis carinii B80
Lineage: Eukaryota; Fungi; Ascomycota; Pneumocystomycetes; Pneumocystales; Pneumocystaceae
Exons: 5
Coding region: 47-322 (91 amino acids)
Biological process (GO): intracellular iron ion homeostasis
Cellular component (GO): cytosol; nucleus
Molecular function (GO): 2 iron, 2 sulfur cluster binding
Source: RefSeq, a predicted model, not a curated record